Molecule: messenger RNA, 585 nt
Organism: Prorocentrum cordatum
Lineage: Eukaryota; Dinophyceae; Prorocentrales; Prorocentraceae
Source: the annotation of a GenBank genome assembly
AUGGCGGUGCACAUCAACGCCGCGAAGAUCAGCGACGGCACCGGGCGCGAUACGUAUAUUGACCGCGUGGACGAGGUACAGCGCGGCCGCGAGAUGCUGGUGACCAUGUCGCCCACGAGGAUGUUCAAGCACUGGGACCUUCGCUCGCCGUCGCCCCCGCGCUCCUCGCCGAACGGCCUGACCAUGGCGGACAUGAUGCGCACCAAGCGGCCCUGCUCGCACUCCCGUGGCGGCAGGGGCUGGCAGCCCAGCCUGAACCUGGACGACUGCCGCCGCACGCAGCAGUCGCUCGCUUACUCGAUGCGGUCGUCGUCCCGCGCCUCCUCGGUGGGAGGCUCCCGGCGCCGAUCGCCGCUGGACGUCGCGAUGCAGGAGUCUGCGUCGCUCUCGGGGUCCCUCCGCAGCACGCAGUCCCCGAAGAGCGGCUGGCCGCAGAGCCCCCUCGCCACGGCCAUCCGCGCCGGCCGGCGGGCGGACCGCAGCAGCCCCAGGAGCGGUGGCACGACCAGCAUCGCAUCUGCCUCCAGGACACUGAGCAUGUUCCACACGCACAGCGGCGCCUGGAGGCCGGCGUCGUGCGCGUGA